Messenger RNA from Epinephelus lanceolatus (giant grouper), 776 nucleotides. RefSeq lists its product as uncharacterized. NCBI's taxonomy places the organism in Eukaryota, Metazoa, Chordata, Actinopteri, Perciformes, Serranidae. Gene Ontology annotation, biological process: nucleosome assembly. The record is from RefSeq and is a predicted model, not a curated record. Gene Ontology annotation, molecular function: DNA binding; structural constituent of chromatin. Gene Ontology annotation, cellular component: nucleosome.
GGAUCAUGGCAGAAGUAGAGACAGCUCCGGCUCCGGCUCCAGCUCCAGCCGCCGCCCCUGCGGCCAAACCAGGCAAGAAGGCGACUUCUAAACACAAAUCCAAACCGAAGUCCAGCCCCACCGUCAGUGAUCUCAUCUGCAAAGCUGUGGGUGAGUCCAAGGAGAGGGGUGGCAUGUCUUUGGCUGCCAUCAAGAAGUACCUGAAUGCAACCGGAUACAAUGUGGAGAAGAACAACACCCGGGUCAAGACUGCCCUCAGGAAUCUGGUGGCGAAGGGGAUUCUGGUCCACGUUAAGGGGAACGGGGCCUCCGGUUCCUUCAAGCUAGGCAAAAAGGCCGAACCCAAGAAGUCAGGGAAGGGAUCCGCUGCUUCAGGCAGUAAGCCCAAACCAAACAAGCCCAAGACAGCAGCCUCAAAGCCCAAGACAGCGGCCUCAAAGCCCAAGACAGCGAAGAACCAGAGGGAGGUGACGGGACGUCAGCGGGGUCUGUCGGCUUUCCUCCAGUGUCCACACACUCCCGGGCGAAUCUACCAUGAGCGGAAGAGGCAAAGGAGGAAAAUAGUUGAGUCACCUGAACCCGUCAGUGCCCGCGAGGGCAGAGAGCCCAGUGGCUCCCCUCAGCAACACGCCAGGUGCUCUGACAAGUUCGGCCAGAACUGGGUGCGGCUGAAGUUCACAGGUGAGAGCGACCUUCCCACCAGAGACUAUGUCGGUCAGAGCCUUUUGUUUGAUUCUUGCUGGAUCAAUGCCGCAGACAUUUACUCUUUCAAAUAG